Caenorhabditis elegans is the source of this 738-nucleotide messenger RNA. NCBI's taxonomy places the organism in Eukaryota, Metazoa, Nematoda, Chromadorea, Rhabditida, Rhabditidae. The record is from the annotation of a RefSeq genome assembly.
UUCAGUAAGGCGUUUGGCCGUAUACCACACUUCCAACUUAUAGAAAAAAAACUUGUGAGCAUACACUUAAAUGAAUAUCUAAUUUGUUGGGUUGUUUUAUUUUUGUCGGACCAAACUUUUUAAGUCAAAAUAGGAAACUCUUCAAAAAAGCUGAAUGUGGAAUUUUGUAAAGCUGUUGACAAUGUUGUUGCAUCGUCCAAAACGUCAAAAUUAGCUCAGAACAACAGCAAAACAGUAUUUAUAUCACUUAGACCUAAAACAAUCCACCUAGACUAAAAAAUAGAAGGUAGUCCUGUGAAAAAAAACGAAUUAGUGCGACAUCUAGAGUUCAGAUCGUUAAGUCACGCAACGCUGGAAAAGCUAUGUAGUUCUAGGACUAGACUACACCUAUUGUUGUAUAAAAAAUUUGUACGCCCAAUUCUAAAGUAUGGUACAGAACUCAGUAGUCCAUUAAAAAAGAAAGACAUUAAGGAAAUUGAAUUAGUGCAAAAUUCAUCCACAAGCAAUCUGUAUAGUAGACAAAAAGGCAGAUACAUUCGAACGGUUAAUCCAGACUACAAAAAUGCAGCCCAACGCAACGAUUUAUUGUCCCUUGUAUCUCAAAGAAUGGCUAUUGAUAGAAAAUUCAUUGAGCGAAUGCUGGCUCGCACAAAAACAAAAUUCAUCUGGGCAAAGUGCAAAACCAAAUUAAGAAGACACUUUUUCACAAAUAGAGAUCUAGGUAUUUGUAAAUCUUAG